This is a messenger RNA of Akanthomyces muscarius, 1257 nucleotides long. RefSeq lists its product as uncharacterized. NCBI's taxonomy places the organism in Eukaryota, Fungi, Ascomycota, Sordariomycetes, Hypocreales, Cordycipitaceae. The transcript has 3 exons. The record is from RefSeq and is a predicted model, not a curated record. Bases 1 to 1257 code for a protein of 418 amino acids.
AUGUACCGCAAGGACUACGAGCUGCGCAUCAACUCGGAGGCAGAACCACCCGACUGGGCGUAUCUGCAAUCCAUCCAGUAUUACUUUGAUGUCCUUGUGCCAGCGAGAAAUGCCGAUUUCGGCAACGACGUGCUUCCGCCGUUUAGUCACGACGACUGGAUCCACGAAACCUUCAUCUGCGCCAUGAUUUGCGAGCAAAUCUCGCGCGUCGGCAAAGCCCGAUCAAAGGGCAGCAGCAGCAUCGCUCCCACCGAAGACUUCCAGCCCAGGGGCCUGUGGGCAAGCUACUACCGCUACGUGCUGGAGCACAUCAAGAUUCUCAAUAUGUGCAUCCGCGACGAAGGGCGCUACGGCGGCAGGAACCGCGUGUUUUACUGCAUCGCGCGGCUCAUGUACUUUGACAUGGUGGCCGACGCAUCGUCCUGCCACGCGCACAUUAAUGGCUUCUUCACUUAUGUGCAAAGGAUCGGCGGCGCCAAAGCCGUGCUCAGUCUGCCCGUGCCCCCGAUACAGAGUUUCCGAGCUGUUUUGACGGUCGGCGCCAUGGCCAACACGACCAGCCCUGCGAGCCAGCAGAUCCCCGGGCCCGGCCAGCUGACCGACGACGAGAUCGCCAGCAUCUACGACUGGACCUUUCUCAGCAACCUGCCGUGCCCCAGCGAGCUUUUUCUCUGCAUCAUCCACCUGACGCGGCUGCGCGUCCGCGUCUUUUCCGGACAGCCGGCCGCCCACGCGACCGCCUUGAAAGUCCGCAUCCACAAUCUCUUUGACAAGAUAUGCACCCUCGACUUCGACAUCUGGGUCCGUGAAGCCAGCACCACAAGCGACAACGCGCCCGACGUCGCCGAGGCCUUUCGGCACGCCACGGUGCUGUACGGCAUCGUCGCACUACCUCGGCGCGCCGUCGCCUCCUGGGCCCGCCACCACCACGGCACCACCGACGAUGACGCGGUGGUGUACGCGCGGGUGCGGUCCGCGCAGCAGCGGGCGCUGCUGGGCGUCAUGCGGCGGAUGGCGCCCCGGAUCAAGUGCCGGUGCUGCAUCACCUGGCCGCUGGUCGUGGCCGGCGUGGCCGCGUCCGACGGCCGCGUGCCGGGCGUGCGGGCGUUUGUCGAGGAGAGCUUCCUGGCCAUGGCCGACGAGCCGGCCGAGGGCGGCUUCGCGCUGCCGAGCCUGCAGCGGCUGCGCGUGCUGUGGCGGUCGGGCCGGACGGGCUGGGACGAUGCGUUUCCGAGACCAUGCAUCGCGGUGCAGUGA